CAGAUCACAGAAGUUCAUUGUAGAAUAUCUAUUUUCAGUGUUGGUUGGUUUUCCUGCAAAAUGAAUAUUAUUGAUGGAGUAGAACAUGUUACUCCCAGUGCCAAAGAUCUCAGUACAAUCCUUUUAAAUGUUAGCUGUACAUUCAAAGGAUGUAACAAAAGUUUCCGUACAUCUUCUGCCAGGAAGUUUCAUCUAGAAAAGGUACACAAGAACUUCUCACCAGUAAAAUCUAUGGAAAAUCCUUUGGUAUGGUAUCAUUGCCCUGCCAAGCUCUGCCCAUAUCAUGUUGAUGCUCCUGCCACCAAUGCAAAGCACUUUCUAACAAAGGGAUGCCUGAAACAACACUGGCUCAAACUUCAUGCUCCAAGAGUGCUACAGUGCAGCAGCUGUAAUCUCAGUUUCAGUUGUCAAAGGCUCUUAUCAGCUCACCGUCGAAGUUGCGGACUUGAUCUUAAAUGCUCUUUGUGCAUGAGUUCAUUUUCUUCAAUUGAGUCCCUGCAGUCACACUGCCGGCGUCUUGGCCACACUCCCCACCAGCAGUCACAGGUUCUUAUUAGGGAACGUCUUUCAUUGUUGGCUCAAGAAAAGGGCAAAUAUUCUUCCUCCUGUUUAAAGAAUGCACAUAAAGAAGACAAUAGUUUAUUCAAAACUGCACAAGAUAACGCGCAGGAUCCUUCUUCUGUUGAAAAACAGAGCAUUUCUCUUCUGUGUGAUAGUCCAUCUCUUGACGAAGAAAGCUUCUCAUCAACAGAAAAUAAUCCAAUCGAUUCAUUGUCUAUAAUCAUGGUUGGUGACUCCGAGGAAACGCCCAAUAACUUCCAGUUGGCAUUACCUGAUCGUCCUCAAUGCCGCCCCACAUAUGGGAUACCAAGCUCCUUAUUCUCUAAAGAGCAGACCCUUCCCAUCAAAGCUUCAGCUGGGCACUUUAAAUCAUUUCCCAAGAAUCAUCGGGUUUGUGGAGAUAUCUAUAAAUGCACUCACGUGAAGAAAGUGACAAAAGGAAAUUCUUCAAUUGUGUCAUUCAGUUCCUUAUCCAAUGAGACUGAGUUUCACCACCAAAUCGUUCACAACUCGCAGAAUACAUCACUCUCAGUUCCUGUUUCUAUCCGCAGCCCUGGCUUCAGUAGUCAGCCUCACUUGCUUGCUGCAAUUGCUCUUAGUGAACUAGCAGCAUCAGCCAUAAAAAGAGUUCCGGGUGUAAACGUAAGUACUCAAACUGAAAGCGGGCGCGGGGCGGUGGUUGGAAGACAGAACCGCCGGCCGUCUGGUGCGGUCGCGAGACGUCGUGCGCUUCGCUCUCGCCAGACUGCGCAAACCCAAACGCGGCUCACUACCAAAGCGUCGCGAUCCAAAAUGCGUCCUCACCUCCCUGUCGCCAACCUGAGGAGGAGAAAUCACAAGCGUCUUGGUGAUGACUAUUUAACUACAACUACCUUAUUGCAUGCUGAGAAAUCUUCCAACCUUGGAACUACAGCUAGCACCCUGAAACCGCCAAUUCCUGCAAUCUUCACGUCUCUUGUUAGUGAUGUAAAUAAACUGCCCGACUGUUCUGAGAAAGUUAAUUCGUAUUCAAAAGAAACGUUUGUCUGCCCUGAGAAAUCUAAUUCAAAUGUAAGCUCAAAUUACUUUGUUAUUGAAAAACUUGACGCAUUGACGUCUGCGAAAAAUGAAUAUGGCCCUGUUUCUGCUGAAUUACCUCUAGUCACUGAUAAAAGAGCUGGGACGUACAGCUCCUGCAGCUCUCAGACAGAAGCUUGCGCUACUGUCGGGAUGGGCACGAGAGCCUCUUUAUGUGAGGGCAUCACACUCACCCUUAUUGACAAGUACGGCUCUCAAAACUACCAAGAUCAAUCCAAUAGGCCCGCUCACUCGAAACAUUCAACUGAAGAAAAAAGUGAUACAGAAUCUUCGUGGCGAAGUCAAUUAUCAUCAGAUUAUUGCUCAAGUGACGCAGCUGACAGUACCGGUUCAACAACACGCGAAGGAAAUCGAGGUGCUCUUUUGCAAGAUGCUAUUGUUCAGAACGACGACUCUAAUCUUUCUCCAGAGAAUUUCAAGUACACUGGAGGAUACUUAGUGGGAGACAAAGAUGAAGUGCUGCUUGAAGACCACAACUUUGGCGACAUCAAUUACGGCGAGGUCUUGAAACAAUCUUCAUGCCUAGACCAGAAUGACACUUGUCCAUCUUCUGCACGAAUUUCCCACAUAGAGACUCAAACCGAGCACGAUAUUCUUUUAGGACUAAGUGCCACUUCUGCUAGUCCAUAUCACGAGUGUAAUGAACACGAGUUUGAACAUUUAGGGGACGAAAGUUCUUCAGCCUGGUGUUCCAUCGAGACCCAAACCUAUGAAGAUUUCUCUGCAAUUGAACAGUAUUUAUGCUCAACUACACAAACCCAGACGAGUGAUGAGGUGAGGCGCGAGCUCUUCCCAGAGCUGAACAUCUGCCACUCACAAACUCAGACCGUCCUUGAUGACUUGCCUUCUCUGGUACACUCUCACACCCAGACGCAGUCGUGAAAUCUCUUUCUCAGGGAUGUCUAGAUUCAGUUCAAUGUUCUAAGGGAACUUCGCUAAACGCUAAAAUUCGUGGCAAAAUAAAAAAAAAACGUUUCGAAGAUGUAGUGAAUUCGCUUCUUUGUGAAUUGCCGGCUUUGCAUACUUAAGCCUCGCGUGUGAUAUUUUUCGUCGAAUAAGCGUGAAUUUUAUUAAUCUAUAAUUUGCCGGUAUAUAUAAAUGUACCGGGCCAGAUGUCAUCGUGUCAACGAAUUGAAGGUAGUCAAGAACUACGUCCGUGUGGCCAGCGGUUUCAGUUCAGAGUACCGGGAUUGGAGCAGCGAGCUAUGAGUUUGACUAGCUACCUGCAACAGUGGUCUGAAUCAGCGAGGAGGCCGGGCGGUUAAACACAGCAGAAUUGGGGCAGUGAGUUGCGUGUUCAAGACCCACAACAAGAUUUAAAUAUGCGAUGUUGAAAAUUGCCGACAGACUUAACAACCUAUUAAACGCUGAUACCUCUGUUAUUGUUAGUAUAAUAGCCCAGCUGUACAUACGAUCUAAAUCAGUGGUUUCCAAAGUGGGCGAUAUCGCC
Molecule: messenger RNA, 3088 nt
Organism: Hyalella azteca
Lineage: Eukaryota; Metazoa; Arthropoda; Malacostraca; Amphipoda; Hyalellidae
Gene: Asciz
Exons: 5
Coding region: 61-2520 (819 amino acids)
Biological process (GO): regulation of transcription by RNA polymerase II
Cellular component (GO): nucleus
Molecular function (GO): DNA-binding transcription factor activity, RNA polymerase II-specific; transcription cis-regulatory region binding
Source: RefSeq, a predicted model, not a curated record